GUUACACAGUCUGUUUUUGACUUGAGUGAAAGUGGGAUUCAAAACUCGCUUAUCUUCGCCUUCGCAUGUGGAACAGUAUUCCAACUUCGGUUUAGCAAGUUGUCAUUACUGUGAUCGAAGUAUUGUUCAGUAACGCUAAUGGCUCGCCAUUGUACUCUCGUUUUCGUUUGGCUGCUGACGCUGUCGGCAGGGGCGAUUUGGACUAAAACCAUCCCGUCAGUGUCAGUGUGCUAUGGUGACGUUCGGGAUUAUUACUUCAGGUUGCCACUAUUCAGUGAAUUGACUUCAGAAAAUUCCCCGUUCCCUCCGAAUAAAUGUCGCCAGGCCUACGAUAUGUUGGAACAGAUCCAGCAGCUACGCGUCGUGAUGGAUAAGUGCGAUCAAUGUAUGGCCGGUAUCAGUGAAGUUCCUCUCGGUGGCACAUCCUGCAGGGGUGGAUUGUGUUUUGAGGGUUCCUCUUGCACCAAAAACUAUCGCUCUGCCAGUGCUGUUUGUGGACCCUGUCCGGUUGGAUUUGACGGUAAUGGAACCUACUGCACUGAGAGAGUCCACGUUACACCAGCUGCUACUUGUCUCUAAUGUUAGAAUCAGCCGAGGAAGAUUUCAGUUUGACUCACCUGAUAAGCUCUCAUAGUUACCGAGUAGAAAUACAUAUUUCAUUACAAGAAUAAUUUACAUUUAAA
Wyeomyia smithii (pitcher-plant mosquito) is the source of this 683-nucleotide messenger RNA. Its product is annotated as thrombospondin-3a-like. NCBI's taxonomy places the organism in Eukaryota, Metazoa, Arthropoda, Insecta, Diptera, Culicidae. The transcript has 4 exons. The coding region runs from base 139 to 579 and encodes 146 amino acids. The record is from RefSeq and is a predicted model, not a curated record.